Messenger RNA from Moesziomyces antarcticus, 1050 nucleotides. RefSeq lists its product as uncharacterized. The transcript has a single exon. The record is from RefSeq and is a predicted model, not a curated record. Bases 1 to 1050 code for a protein of 349 amino acids. NCBI's taxonomy places the organism in Eukaryota, Fungi, Basidiomycota, Ustilaginomycetes, Ustilaginales, Ustilaginaceae.
AUGUCGCAGCCCAAUACGGCUGCCAUUGCGGUGGGCGCCAUCUUUGGCGGUAUCGCGCUCAUCAUUGUGUCGUACAAGGUCUACUGCAAGUUGUGGCACUGCAUGCAUCGGGCCGAGCAGCUUCCACCCAUCAGCCAGCCACCCACGGCGUACCGCGGCGGCGUGGUCGUCGCUACGCUGCCCACCAUCGCUGCACCAUCGUAUCGGCGCGAUGGAUCGAGUGAUCACCUUGCCUCGUCGAUAUCCACAUCGCCGCAGGAUGGAUUUGUUUCGACUUCGACCAGCGAGAUGCCGUCUCCCUCGAUCCGACCGUUGGACUCGGUUGUGCUCUCCACACCGGGCGGCUACGAACCGCAAUUUGGCGGUACAUCGGUGAUGUCAAGUUCGUCGUCUACAAUGACUUUGAAGCGCUCGUAUCUGCGAUCACCUUCUUCGCACUCGUUUGCGUCGUCGCGGAGAGAAUCGUACCUGCCGCAUUCGCCACGCAACCGCGACUCGAUCCAGAUUGUCCCACCGCAACCACUCGGCGGUAUGGCUGAACCGAGGGGGUUGGCAAGGGAUAGAUCGGUGGACGAGUUUACGAGCGGAUUGAUCUGGACCGAGACGGGGGAUCGACGAGCGGCACGCGCGAAUCAGAGGCAACAGUACCUCAGGUCGGGUCCUACGCGGCAGAGCGAGACACCCAGCGCUGUGGGAUCGUCUCAAAGCAGUAGUGGCUCGGCCGUGAUGGAGGCAGAGGAGCUCGGAGCUCCGGAAAUGCAGUCGGUUGGUGCUGGGAGUCUGGCACGGCCUGCGCAUUUGGUUUCGACGGCAGCGAUUGAUCCGCACCUGCUCAGGGCAGAGGACAGCCCGCUAGAACGACUGCAGAGCAACGCGGGCCAGGCAAGACCGUUGCCCACUCGGUCGUCGUCACAGAGCAACAGCAAUCGGUCCGACUCGAACGCUUCGCCCAUCUUAAGCCCUUUUGGUCAAGACAGCCCCGGCGAGUCGCAGCCAGCGACGGAGCAGGCGCACAGCAGCUCAGCCGACCAAGCGGACGAGCCAAAGUAG